This is a messenger RNA of Chelmon rostratus (copperband butterflyfish), 894 nucleotides long. RefSeq lists its product as uncharacterized. The coding region runs from base 57 to 731 and encodes 224 amino acids. NCBI's taxonomy places the organism in Eukaryota, Metazoa, Chordata, Actinopteri, Chaetodontiformes, Chaetodontidae. The record is from RefSeq and is a predicted model, not a curated record. The transcript is spliced from 5 exons.
AACAGCUCCAUCACACAGAGUCUAAAGCCAGGCCAGCAGCCCCAAAACAAGGAACCAUGGUGAAGCGUGUUGCAGUCAUUCUCUCCGGCUGUGGGGUCUAUGAUGGCACAGAGGUCCACGAGGCCUCCGCCGUCCUCGUCCAUCUGAGUCGGGCUGAUGCAAAAGUGCAGAUGUUUGCUCCAAAUGUAGAUCAGAUGCAUGUUGUGAAUCACUGUGAGGGGAAGCCUACGGAGGAGAAAAGAAACGUCCUGCAGGAAAGUGCUCGCAUCGCCAGGGGAGACGUCGCCGAUCUGGCUAAGUUAGAUGUUUCAGCAUUUGAUGCCGUCAUCUUCCCAGGGGGCUUUGGUGUGGCUAAGAACCUGAGCGACUGGGCAGUGAAGAACAAGGACUGCACCAUCCAGCCACAAGUCGAGAAGCUCAUCAAGGCUUUCCACAAAGCCGGAAAGCCGCUGGGCAUGUGCUGCAUCUCUCCCGUCCUCGCUGCCAAAAUCCUGCCCAGCUGCGAGCUCACUGUGGGGCAGGACAAAGAGUGUGAAAUGUGGCCGUACGCUCAGACGGCAGGCGCCGUGAAGGAGCUGGGCUGCAAACACGUCAACACGGAUGUGCUGAAAGCGCACGUUGAUGUCAAAAAUAAGCUGGUCACCACUUGUGCGUUCAUGUGCAACGCUCCCAUUCAUCAGGUUUAUGAUGGAAUAGGAGUCAUGGUUAAAGAGACACUGAAACUAGCUUGAGAGGUCUCCAAUCACACACUGGGUAUUCAUCUGCUUUAAAACAAAUUGUGAUUUCUGUGUAAGUGUGGCGUUUAUAUCAAGUUAUAACACUUAUCUCUCAGCACUCAUCUGAUGUUAUAUCCUCACUGUGUUGUUUUAAGAUUUUCAAUAAAGGUCACACUAC